Phalacrocorax carbo (great cormorant) is the source of this 1557-nucleotide messenger RNA. NCBI's taxonomy places the organism in Eukaryota, Metazoa, Chordata, Aves, Suliformes, Phalacrocoracidae. The record is from RefSeq and is a predicted model, not a curated record.
CGGCGCGCCCCCACCCCCGCGGCGCCGCUGCAGCCCCCGCGCCCAUAUAGGCUCCGCCGCCGCGAUCCCCGCGCCGCUGCUGCCGCCUCUUCCAGGCAUGGCACAGGGCUCUACCUCACUAUGGCAGCAGCGCGGCACAGCACCCUGGACUUCCUGCUUAGCGCCACAGCUGAUUGCAAUGCCGUUCUUAAAGCUCUACAGCCCAUUUUUCAGGAGCAGGGAAUGACAGAAACAGUUCAUAACUGGGAAGACCAUGGUUAUUUAGCAACAUACAUCAAAAAAAAUGGCAGUUUCGCCAAUUUGAGAAUUCACCCUCAUGGAUUAGUGUUGGUGGAUCUGCAGAGCUACAACGAUCAGCUGAAAGGAAGAGAGGAAGUCGAACAGCUUCUAAAUAAAGUAGAAGAAAAAAUGAAAGAAUCAUUUCAUGGUAGUAUAAAAAGGGUGAAAAGAUUGCCAGCCAUUUUGAGAGGAGGUGUCAUUGAUAGAUACUGGCCCACAGCUGAUGGGCGCCUGGUGGAGUACGACAUAGAUGAAGUUGUCUAUGAUGAAGAUUCACCUUUUCAGAAUAUUAAAAUUCUGCAUUCAAAACAGUUUGGGAAUAUUCUUAUCCUCAGUGGUGAUGUUAAUCUGGCAGAGAGUGACCUGGCAUAUACUCAAGCCAUAAUGGGCAGUGGAAAGGAAGACUACACUGGGAAAGAAGUGCUGAUCCUAGGAGGUGGUGACGGAGGUAUACUAUACGAGAUAGUCAAACUGAAACCAAAGAUGGUUACUAUGGUAGAGAUUGACCAAAUGGUGAUCGACGGGUGUAAAAAAUACAUGCGUAAAACAUGCGGAGAUGUCUUAGACAAUCUGAAAGGAGAGUGCUAUCAGGUUCUAAUUGAAGACUGCAUUCCUGUACUGAAGAGGUAUGCCAAAGAAGGAAGGAUGUUUGAUUACGUAAUUAAUGAUCUGACAGCUGUUCCCAUCUCCACAUCUCCAGAAGAAGAUUCCACAUGGGAAUUUCUGCGGUUGAUUCUCGACCUCUCAAUGAAAGUCCUGAAACAAGAUGGAAAAUACUUCACACAGGGAAAUUGUAUCAAUCUGACCGAUGCCUUGACUCUGUAUGAAGAACAGCUUAGCAGGCUUUACUGUCCUGUGGAGUUCUCAAAAGAAACUGUGUGUGUUCCCUCCUACAUGGAAUUAUGGGUAUUCUACACUAUUUGGAAGAAACAGACUGACAUCUGAACAUCGAGAUUAUUUGAGAUUAUCAUAAAUGUACAUGCUGCAUGGAGCAUAUAGGCCUGCUGCGUGCUGCAUAUUGGCAUCUUGAACCUUUAAAUUAUAUGCUGUAGAUGAUCCUGAAACUUAGUCAUGCUAUUGAUUGUGAAUUCUUUAAAUGUUUUUUAUUAUUAUUUUAAUUUAAAAGCAAAUGGAAAAUGUAUAUUUUGAUGAGCUAGGGUGUUAUUUUUGAAAGUCAACUUAAAGAGGAAUAAGCAGCAAAACUAUAUAGCUGCUGAAUGCACUGAACCUUUAGAAUGUGAUCCUUUUUAUUUUUUUGUAGAUCUUCACAAACUGAUU